AUGGCUAAGCAGUACGAUGUGCUCUUCCGACUCCUGCUUCUCGGAGAUUCUGGGGUUGGGAAAACAUGUUUGUUAUGCAGAUUCACGGACAACGAAUUUCACCCGUCUCACAUCUCCACCAUCGGAGUGGACUUCAAAAUGAAGACGCUAGUAAUAGAUGGUAUCAAAGUGCGGAUCCAGAUAUGGGACACUGCAGGCCAGGAAAGGUACCAGACCAUCACUAAACAGUACUACAGACGAGCACAGGGAAUCUUCCUGGUGUAUGAUAUCACGAGCGAGCGAUCGUUCCAACACAUCAUGAAGUGGGCCAGUGACGUGGACGAGUACGCUCCCAGCAAGGUCCAGAAGAUCCUCGUAGGGAAUAAGUCAGAUGAGGUGGAUAAGAGGCAGGUGGCCACAGAACAAGGUGUCAAGCUGGCCAAAGCUUAUGGAAUGGACUUCUUUGAGACAAGUGCCUUCACCAACCAUAAUAUAACGGAGACUUUCACACGAUUGGCUGAGCAGGUGCUGGCAGCCAAUAAAAAGGAUUUGGAUCUUCUCCAGAUGUCCAUGAAUGACGAGCUCGAUCUUGCUGCUCUGGAGGAAGAGGAGGGACUCUGCAACAGUGCGGCCGGCGACCAGGGCAAAGGUUGCUGGUGUUAA
This is a messenger RNA of Scomber scombrus (Atlantic mackerel), 642 nucleotides long. RefSeq names its product RAB15, member RAS oncogene family (gene rab15). The record is from RefSeq and is a predicted model, not a curated record. The transcript is spliced from 7 exons. Gene Ontology annotation, molecular function: GTP binding; GTPase activity. The coding region runs from base 1 to 642 and encodes 213 amino acids. Gene Ontology annotation, biological process: Rab protein signal transduction. NCBI's taxonomy places the organism in Eukaryota, Metazoa, Chordata, Actinopteri, Scombriformes, Scombridae.